AUGGAGAAUGCCUCUGGCACCUCCGACUCGAGCCCAGGGGCUUCCGACAGCGAGGGGUCCCACGGUGCAGUACAGACACGGGACGUGUCGGACAAACCGACAGAUAAGAUAUUUGACCAAGAAACCACCACCCCGAUUAACCUAUCCGGCGCCCUUGACAAACAAGCACACGGUGACGAACAUGAGUCGACUCAGUUCACCUCAGUGCAAUCGCAGGGCAACUUGCCUGCACCCCCAGACUCGACAACACCAAGCCUUUUCAACAACCCGCCGAAUCUAGCGCGCAUACGGAAGGUCUUGUUCGAGUGCAAGGACCCAAUAGAAAUCAGCUUGGAGGAGUUUGAGACCUAUUGGCCUUUUAUCGACAACGUUUGGGUCAAGCAAAGGUCCAAUGCGAGCAAAGAGGGCCACUGCACCACCGAUUACUACAUGUGUCGGUUGCGGCGUCCUACACAUCGCACAUCUGAAACGCGCCCGCUGCCAGCAGGCAAGCGUCCUCGAAAGAAGCGCGUUCGGGAGGGGGGUAUUUGCAACUUCCAAAUCAAGAUUAUUCGCUUUGAGGGUGCCUACUCGACCGUCACCAUCGCUCGGACGCCGGGGAGCUGCAGUCUCCAUUCACACGACCUCGAUUACAUCGACCGGGUCAAACGGAACUCAGGGCUCAUGGAGUAUGCGCGGAAAGAAUCCAUCAAGGGAUACCUCCCCUCCUCCAUCUAUACCAAAUUUCAGGAGGAGCCAGAAAAGCUGGGAGAGGCUGGCGGUCGCUUCUUUACCGUGACCGAUGUCCGCAACGUCUCUGCCAAAUGGCGGAUUCAAAACCCAGAAGUGAGCCUGGUAGCGCAUGAAGGCUACGAAUACCAAAAGGGCCAUGGAAUUGUCAAAACUCAAAGCGCGGACGGUGUCAACGAAGUGCCUUCGCAAACGAAAUCAACAUCUACUUCCCCUUCUUUGCCGCCAGACACCCUCUUCUUUCCUCAAUUUUCACUGGAAUUCUUACAGCCAUAUCUUCCAAAUAAUUCCGAGCGUCGGGAGUUUCCGCACGUAACUUUAUCAUAUGCAUCAUCGAUGGAUUCCAAGAUCUCCCUGCAGCCUGGGAUGCAGACGGUGUUAUCCGGACCUGAGGCCAAGCUAAUGACCCAUUAUCUUCGCUCCCGACACGACGCCAUUCUCGUCGGGGUAGGGACGGUGCUUGCGGACAAUCCCGGCUUGAACUGCCGUCUCGAGGGAGCUGGUGGAUUUGGAGGCCUGGGAAGAAUGUGGCAACCGAGGCCCGUGAUUAUUGAUCCUACGGGCCGAUGGCCAGUUCACCCUGAAUGUCGGAUGUUACGCACUGCCGUCGAUGGCAAAGGCAAAGCCCCAUGGGUUGUAGUGUCUCCAGGGGCUCAAAUCAACCCCCAGACACUUAUGAUGCUCAAAGGGUAUGGAGGCGACUUCCUUCGGAUUGUAGAAUACAAUCAGCACUGGCGCCUGCGCUGGGAAGCCGUGUUUCGCGCGCUGGCGUCCGAAGGUAUUAAGAGCGUCAUGAUCGAGGGCGGUGGAACGGUCUUGAGUGAGCUGUUGAAUCCCGAGUAUACCAGCUUCAUCGAUUCUAUCGUUGUGACGGUUGCGCCCACGUAUCUAGGGCGUGGGGGUGUAAAUGUCAGUCCGGACUCGAAGCAAGACCCGGGAGGCACUCCCAAUGCUGCAUUGAACCCUCGCGAUGUCAAAUGGAUGCCCUUGGGACAGAAUGUCAUCAUGUGUGGCAAGAUUCGAGAAGACUAG
Messenger RNA from Penicillium olsonii, 1761 nucleotides. NCBI's taxonomy places the organism in Eukaryota, Fungi, Ascomycota, Eurotiomycetes, Eurotiales, Aspergillaceae. The record is from the annotation of a GenBank genome assembly.